CCAGUCGUCCUUCCUCAGCCUCUUGUUUUCUUCACGCUCCUGUCCACAUACCUCAGCUCUUCGUUAUCUGUACCGCUUGUCUCUCUUUCGAAUCAAUACACUGCGGCCUCUUGGUUGAGACUCAGCCAACCUUAUCAUAACAAAGGCUAAAACCAUCUGACAAUCUUGUUUCACGCCACAACUCCCUCCUGAAACCGAGAAGGACGCGACAAUGGAUAUACAAGACCUCGAGCCCAAAAUCCGUGCCAUCCUCACCGCACCGGGCACUGACCUGAGCACCAUCAGUGCCAAACGCGUCCGCAAACAGCUCCUCGAGGACGGCACCGCGCCGUCCGCGUUCAUCCGCGAGCGCAAACACGAGGUCGACGAAUUCAUCGGCGACGUCUUUCGCCGAGUCUCCGAAGAAGUCGGUGAAGCUGGCGGCGGCGAUGAAGACGAGGUAGACGACGAUGUAGGUGACAAACGCAAGCGGGACGAGGAGUAUGAGGAAGGAGGACUGGACGGUCAGGAGGAGGAAGAGGAGGUAGAGAGGCCGAAGAAGAAGACGAAGGCGAGUAAGGCUGAGAUUGACGAUGAGGAGUACGCGAGGCAGCUUUCGAAUGAGUUGAAUGGACGAGGGCGAGCAUCGCGUUCCGGCGCGUCUUCCGGUUCUACGCGUGGGCGAGGACGAGGACGUGGUGGGGCGAAUGGCGCGAAGCGUGGUCGCAAGGUCAAGAGUGCGGAGACUGUCAACUCUGGCGAUGAAGGCGAGAAUGGGGAGCCAAAGAAGAAGAGAGGUGGAGGAUUUAAGAAGGAGUAUCUCCUUAGUGGGCCAUUGCAAGCGGUCCUGCAAGUUGACAAGAUGGCAAGGCCGCAAGUCGUCAAACAACUCUGGGUUUACAUCAAGGCGAACGACAUGCAAAACCCCGCAAACAAAAAGGAAAUCGUGUGUGACGAAAAGUUCCGUGCGAUGUUCAACGUCGACAAGAUUGACAUGUUCAAGAUGAACAAGGUUCUCAGCGAGCACCUCCACGAGCCCGAGCCUUAGGCAGAGCCAUGUACUUCCCCUGGACUCAGUCUGUGGCGUCUAUUCGCAAACCCAAACCAACAUCCCCUGUGUCACAUCCCUCAUCUCUUCUCAUGCAUCUCCUCAAACCAUCAAAAUCAUCAUUUUCUUGUUCAUCGGUGGCUCGGCAUGGUUCCACCCUUUCAAGCUCUGUUCUCGGUUCAGCGUUCGUCCCUGGCUGCAAUUUCCUCUUUUUGUUCAAUAUCGUCUAUAUCGUUCCCCGUCUGUCUAUAUCUUCAAUGUGUUUCUAAUGAUGCAGAAUAACUGCGCGUAUUUAAAUACAGCGAUUAUCAUCCUUUCCCCUCCCCUAUCCCUAUCCUUCCCGGUCGUUACCGCAUUAUUUUCCCCUUGUUGAGUCUGUACAAGCAUUUCAAUAUCAUCGUUUUGGGUCUCG
Messenger RNA from Stereum hirsutum FP-91666 SS1, 1439 nucleotides. Its product is annotated as SWIB-domain-containing protein. The coding region runs from base 212 to 1027 and encodes 271 amino acids. The record is from RefSeq and is a predicted model, not a curated record. Gene Ontology annotation, cellular component: nucleus. NCBI's taxonomy places the organism in Eukaryota, Fungi, Basidiomycota, Agaricomycetes, Russulales, Stereaceae. The transcript has 4 exons.